Antechinus flavipes (yellow-footed antechinus) is the source of this 410-nucleotide messenger RNA. It is a transcript of the gene MYL5, whose product is annotated as myosin light chain 5. The transcript is spliced from 5 exons. The coding region runs from base 5 to 403 and encodes 132 amino acids. The record is from RefSeq and is a predicted model, not a curated record. Lineage: Eukaryota; Metazoa; Chordata; Mammalia; Dasyuromorphia; Dasyuridae. Gene Ontology annotation, molecular function: calcium ion binding. Gene Ontology annotation, cellular component: cytoplasm.
ACUCAUGGAUCAGAAUAGGGAUGGAUUUAUCGACAAGGAGGACUUGAAAGAUACCUACGCCUCCCUAGGCAAGACUAAUGUUAAAGAUGAUGAGCUGGAUGCUAUGCUGAAGGAGGCCUCAGGCCCCAUCAACUUCACAAUGUUCCUGAACCUGUUUGGAGAGAAGCUGAAUGGGACGGAUGCAGAGGAGACGAUACUGAAUGCCUUUAAGAUGCUGGACCCAGAUGCCAAAGGGAGCAUCAACAAGGAUUAUAUAAAGCGGCUGCUGAUGUCCCAGGCUGACAAGAUGACUGCAGAAGAGGUUGACCAAAUGUUCCAGUUUGCUUCCAUUGAUGCAGCUGGAAACCUGGACUAUAAAGCUUUGAGUUAUGUCAUCACCCAUGGGGAGGAGAAGGAAGAAUAGCAAGACU